This is a messenger RNA of Serpula lacrymans var. lacrymans S7.9, 1713 nucleotides long. RefSeq lists its product as uncharacterized. The transcript is spliced from 8 exons. The record is from RefSeq and is a predicted model, not a curated record. Gene Ontology annotation, cellular component: mitochondrion. Gene Ontology annotation, molecular function: proline dehydrogenase activity; FAD binding. Lineage: Eukaryota; Fungi; Basidiomycota; Agaricomycetes; Boletales; Serpulaceae. The coding region runs from base 1 to 1713 and encodes 570 amino acids.
AUGUCCCGCUCUCUCUCUCGUCUCUCUUCCUUAUCUCGUAUCCAGACACCAGUGUCCGUAAGAGCUUUCAGGACACAUGCAACACCGCGAUAUGUCCUAUCUCGUCGCGUUACCCGACUAGGUCUGGCGUCUGGAGCCGUUCUGGGGGCAUCGCUCCUCCUGGGAGGUCAGGUAUACGCAGAAGCACCACCCUCAGACCCAGAUUCAGAUGCUCAAAGGCAGCCUACCCCUCUAACUUCACUUCUCAGAAGCUAUGCUGUCUACUCCAUGUGUUCAAUCCCCAUGUUGGUCGACUGGUCACCUACCAUCCUUAGCACCCUGAUGUCUAUCCCUGGUAUCAAUCUCAUCACAGAGGCUAUCGUCCGUGCUACCUUCUUCUCGCAAUUCGUCGGAGGCGACACCGCCCACCAGGCAGUCCCUCUCGUUGAGCAGCUCCGCGCAGAGAACAAGGGUACCUUAUUCGCUUACAGCGUAGAGGUUGAUGAGAAAGAGGCCGCAGGGAAAUCACAACACCGCUCCAAGAACCAUCAGCCCGUGCACAAGCGCAUUGUACAGGAGAUGAUCCGAAGCAUCGAAGUCGCCGCAGAAUUCGAAGACAAGUUCACCCAAGGUUCAGGAGCAGAUAGGCGUACUUGGGUUGCUGUCAAGCUCACAGCUUUGUUGCCAGAUGCCCAAGCCCUAAUUAACAUGUCUUCGCAUAUCGUCAACAUGCGCCCCGCUACAUCUCCGCCCGUUGCGUUUCCUGGUACGACCUUGUCCUCGGAUAUGGAUAUUUUACGUCAGAGCUCUAUCCCGGCCGGUUCGCCCGUCACCCAAGAGAACGUUAUCGAACUGAGAGACCUGCACAGCGACCUGGUAAAGAUUUGUACGCGUGCACAAGAGCGAGGGGUCAAGAUCAUCAUCGAUGCAGAACACAGGUAUGUCCUUCCCGCUAUAGACGCAAUCACUCAAGCGCUUAUGGAGCAGUUCAAUAAGCUAGCGCAAGAUAGUUCUAAAUCCGAUUCCAUACAGCCUUUAAUUUACAACACAUACCAGGCAUAUCUUCGUCGUACACCCGAACAUCUCAAAGAGAGUCUACGAAGAGCCAAGGCAGGCAACUACUCUCUCGGCGUAAAGCUCGUGCGCGGAGCAUACCACCCCCACGAAACCCACGCUCACGCCUCCAAAGCCGCCUCCGCAAAGUCCCUCUCCAUCUCUCCUGACCCACACCCACCUGUCUGGUCCACUAAAGCCGAAACGGACAAUUGCUACAAUUCAUGUGCAGAGUUGCUGAUCGACCGCAUCAAGGAUGACAUGACGAGCCAGUCUCGAGGGAAAACGCCGAGUUCACCUGCUCUUGGCGUGCUUUUCGGGACGCAUAACUGGGAUAGUUGUAACCGUAUUCUGGAAGCGCUUGUGAGUCGGGGUUUGGCCGAGAAAGAGAAACGAAAUGGGGAAUCGGAUGAAAUCGUCAGGAUCGGCACCAACGUAACGGAGCGAGUCACAUUAGGGCAGCUGUAUGGAAUGAGCGAUGCUUUGACGAAUUACUUGGUAGAUAAGACGCGGUCCUCGGCGCCUUUCGUUAUUAAAUAUGUGCCAUACGGCGCUUUAGUCGAGGUCAUGCCAUAUUUAAGCCGCAGAGCUAUCGAGAACAAGUCUGUACUGGGUGAUGGAGGCGCCGCUGAUGAGCGGAGAAGAGCAGGCGCAGAGAUCCGCAAGAGACUUUUCGGUUAG